Messenger RNA from Dendronephthya gigantea, 2572 nucleotides. RefSeq names its product solute carrier family 40 member 1-like. Gene Ontology annotation, cellular component: membrane. The transcript is spliced from 5 exons. Gene Ontology annotation, biological process: iron ion transmembrane transport. NCBI's taxonomy places the organism in Eukaryota, Metazoa, Cnidaria, Anthozoa, Malacalcyonacea, Nephtheidae. Gene Ontology annotation, molecular function: iron ion transmembrane transporter activity. The record is from RefSeq and is a predicted model, not a curated record. Bases 121 to 2256 code for a protein of 711 amino acids.
CCGAUAUUCCGGAUAUAAAUUACUAAUUACCUGAGUCAAUGGUGUCAUUUGUCUGGUGUAAGGGAAAUAUAUUUGUUAAUUGUUACUUUUAUUCCGGAUUCAUGAGGAGUUGCAGAUAAAAUGGAUAAACAUGUAGUGAAUUCGCCAUUAUUGGACGAAGAAGAUUCAAAUGAGUCAUUUAAUGAAAGUGAGAGCUUAAACACGCAUGGAAAAGACGAAUCACAGAAUGUCAACUCUCGUCAGUCUCGUGAACAGACAGCAGAAGACGAGGUCAACGAGGACCAUGAACAGGAAUUCCAUACUAAUAAAAAAGGGAGUAUAUUUGAAAGGUGUGGAUGUUCACCAACUAUUAUGAUAUGUGUAAGCCAUGCUUUGUCUGCUUGGGGUGACAGAAUGUGGAUGUAUGCUAUAUCUAUAUUCCUAAUUGCUCUCACUCCAGGAUCAUUUCUUUUUACUGCUAUUUACGGGUUGGCUGUAUCAUUGUCUGUAGUUGCUUUUGGAACAUUAGUUGGUGACUGGAUUGAUGUAACUCCACGACUAAAAGCUGCUCGUCUCACGUUAAUCAUCCAAAAUGCCGCAGUGGUAGCUUGCGCUGUCGUUAUCUUAAUCAUGUUUAAACAAAGUAUUUCAAGCCCUAUCUUUUUUAUUCUGGCUGUUUUCCUUGUUUUGCUGGCUAUUGUAGCCCGUCUUUCAAGUCUUGGGACUACUAUAGCCAUUGAAAGAGACUGGGUUGUAGUAAUUGUCAAAGAGGACGAGUCCCUGCUCGCAGGUACAAAUUCCAUAUUACGUCGCAUCGAUUUAACCUGCAACAUCCUCGCUCCUGUUUCCACUGGUUUAAUCAUUGAUUAUGGAUCGAAGGCAAUAGGAGUUCUAUUCAUAGCCGGUUGGAAUAUCGUGUCAUUAUUUGUCGAGUACACUUUGUUAUCGUCAGUUUACCGUUCCUGUCCAGCCCUCGCGAAAAAAACAGUCGAUGUUAGUCGACUUGAAGACAAUGACUUUGAAACGGAUGAAAAUCUUGUCAAUGUUGAUUUAUCUGAAAACGAUGAAGAUGGAACAAUUUUGGUGCCCAGGGUAAAGACGUCGCUGGGAUUUAAAAUGCACUGCAAUCUUCUAGUCGAUAAAGUGAAGCGUCGAGCACGAAUUAUCCGUUUUGGUUUAAAACUAUUUUUCCAACAACGUGUGGCGUUUGCAGGGAUCGGACUAGCUUGUUUAUAUUUGACUGUAUUGGGCUUUGAUAGUAUAACCACAGCUUAUGCGUAUUCACAGCAUGUGAGUGCUUUGGCAUUAGGUAUCUUAACAGGCGCUGGUGCCUUGACUGGAAUCCUUGGCACUUUCAUAUUCCCGCAACUACGGAAAAUGUUUGGACUAGUUAAGACUGGAAUGAUUUCCAAUUCUGUUCAGUUAUUCUUCCUCAUGUUUUGUGUGGCUGCUGUCUGGGCUCCAGGCCACCCCGGCCAUUUGCUUGACCCAAAUUAUCACGAUGACACCAUCAGUAGAAACGGCGAAAUUAUACUUAGGAACAGGUCAGUGCUGUCGACAAAAAGUUUAGUAAGUUCUAUCAGUGUAACUCCGUCGCUAUUUGAUGCGCAAAGUAGCCUAAUCCUACGCCCAACGGUGACUAAACAUCAAAACUCGUCGUUUUCCUCUAAUUACUCCGUGUUUAUAUCAUCAAAGAGUAUAAAUCCUUCUUCGUCCAUUCCUUUAUCGCUAAUCACCUCAAUACCUGCUGCUUUCAAUGCAACGAACACUGGAAAUGAUACCAAAGGUGAUACAAAACGAUCUCAUAACCACAAAGAUUCAAACUUCAUUUCGCUUGGCUUGCUGAUGGGCGGAAUAGUGAUGUCUAGAAUAGGCCUAUGGAUGACAGAUUUGGUGAUUACUCAAUUGUUUCAAGAAAACGUUGCAGAACAGGAGCGCGGGAUUGUGAGUGGUGUGCAGAAUUCCUUUAAUAGUAUCAUGGAUGUUGUUCAUUUCGUUAUGGUGACUGUGGCUCCUAAACCGGAAGAUUUUGGUGCGUUGAUUCUAAUUUCUGUGGGAAUGGUGUCUCUUGGGUUGGCGUUUUAUUCCCGCUUUGCAUGGAAUCAUCGUAAGAGACUAAAGCAUUUGGAGAAACUGAGUCACUGGAGUGCCAGUAAUGAGUCGAUUGAAGGCACGUCAAGGCGGUUAACAGACGACAGCAGAAGUAAUUCAAAGAGUGACAUUUCAAGCGGUAUUCUAACUGUUACAAAUGAUAAUUAUUCCACAUUAGAAUCCUGAGACUUCAUGGGACAUGGAAAAUCCUUACUUUUGAAAGAUUUGUAAAAGGACAUGCAGAGUGUAUAAAAAAAGGGGAGUUAGGGGAUAGUUUUUCAAGUAACUCUUGAAAUAAUUUUUUUUUAAUAAUUGGCUUAUCUUAAUACAAAAUUUAAUGGACGAGUCGACUUGCACUUUAGACUAAUUGCUUACCUCGGCGAUAAAAAGUACAUUUUCUGAAAGAGGUUACCGCUAAAAUUAGUCAACUGCCAAGUUUGGCUGCGAAUUGUUGUAAAUUACGGAAAAUACAGCGAUGCGAAGUUCACGAAUUUUGUAUACU